GAGUCGGUGUGGAAGGGCAGAUCAGGCCAAGUCGACCCGGGCACGUAGCAGUUCGCUCCCAUUUUCGGGAGAAAUGGAUGGAAAAUGGAGGAAAGGGGGAGGAUAAAAGGACUGGUCCAUAUCAUCAACUAGCCAACCUCUCUUCUCUUCAAACCCUUCGUUUCCCUCUCUUCCUCCUCUGCUUUUCUUGGAAGCUACCGCUGAUCUUCCCUCGUAAUUCUCCUCGUCUUCCGAAUUCUAUAUAUAAACCCACUCUCUGUUUCUCUUCUCCCAAAAUAUUACCGAUCAAAUAGGAAUUCGGUUCAGGAGUGGGGGCCCAUAAUUGCAUGACGAGCGCAUCGGAGCUUUUCUCCAGAAGGUCUCGUCUGGGCCGAGCCGCGCCACCCGCUGAUUUCGAGGGGCUUGAAUUGCCUGAUGACCGGAGUUUUCAUUACGUCUCCAAUCGUCGCCGUCACCACCAUCGCCAUGAUCCCGAUGGCUGCGACCCUCUCCGGCGGGCUCAGCAUUUCAGGCACGUCUCCCAUCGCGUCCACCGUCCGGAGCGUGAACCGGUUCGGCUGGACCAAGCUACCCAUCAGCCCAGUUCUAGCGGCAUCAACAGUGUCAGUGCCGAUAUUUUAAGUGGUAUAAGCCACAGGCAGAGAUUCACUGGGAGUGACAGGCUUCCUGGAGCUGUGUUGCUUGCAAGGGAAAGACUUCUUGCAAGGUUGAGAGGUGUCCCACUUUCUGGAAACAGGCGAAUCAGCAGACCUUCAUUAGACUUCCACCUUGAUGAUUUCACAUUUGGUGAUGACUUCAGGCUCAUAGACGUGGGGGACUGGAGCACUGGGUGGUUGACAGGAGGCACUCCCUCUUCUGAUUUGAACUCUGUAACAAUGCUGCCACCUUUAAUGCGAGAACCAAGCAAAAGGAAGCCACCUGGACUCACUCAGGAAGCCCUGGACUCCUUGCACCGAGCGGUGUUCAGCAGAGCAGAAGGUGCAGAAGAAGGGAUGUCAAGAGCGUCACGGGACUGUUCUAUAUGUCUGGAUGGUUACAGGGAAGGAGACAAACUGACAUGCUUACCUUGUGGGCAUAAGUUCCAUUCUGCCUGCCUGGAUCCAUGGGUUCGUACUUGUGGGGACUGUCCAUACUGUCGCAGUGUUAUAGAUAUAAGCUCGUAAAUAGCCGCAGAACCAUAAACAGGACGGGAAGUCCUCACCUGAGUUUUGUGAAUCAGGGGUUUUUCUUAGAUUGUGGUUUAAGUUUUGGGAGUUGACCAAAUUAGGGAAAUGCAUUGUAAUUUUACCAUGUACUGUUGUUGUUUUGUCGUGAGCGACUUUUAACUUCAAACACCUGUUCAUGUUGUUUACUUCCCUAGUCGUGUAGCACAAACAUGGCACAUGUGGCUACUUUUUUAGAUCAACUGUACGCUUCUUCAAACCGAUUAAAGAUUAUCAAUUUUUUGUGUUUUUGAGA
This is a messenger RNA of Vitis riparia (riverbank grape), 1458 nucleotides long. Its product is annotated as probable E3 ubiquitin-protein ligase RHY1A. The transcript has 3 exons. Lineage: Eukaryota; Viridiplantae; Streptophyta; Magnoliopsida; Vitales; Vitaceae. The record is from RefSeq and is a predicted model, not a curated record. Bases 327 to 1163 code for a protein of 278 amino acids.